Molecule: messenger RNA, 1747 nt
Organism: Pseudo-nitzschia multistriata
Lineage: Eukaryota; Bacillariophyta; Bacillariophyceae; Bacillariales; Bacillariaceae
Source: the annotation of a GenBank genome assembly
CAAUCUCUUCUGAAACCUGUGCCGAGYCGCAAGCCAGCAAUACAACAGCAAGGAAGCGGCAAUAAGCGUUCCACAYCACAAUUGCGCAGCGAGCACUGUUCCGUUUUUUUGCGCGUACUCGUACCUUCSUUUCCAUAAAAACGCUCCAGAAGAACAUGCAGCCGCUGUGCCGAAUGCUCUUCGCUCUGUUCGCUGCCGCGGGGACGAUCGGCUUCGRCAAGGGAAAGAGCGGCUGGCUGGCAACCGCGGCACCCGAUGCCCCCAAAGCGACGACGACUSCGAGCAAGAUUGUUCGAGCACGCAUGCCGUUUCUGGAAUCCGGAGACGGCCAUCCAGAACGCCGACGCAAAGGACAACAAAACACAGGGCAGCAACAGCAACAACUCUGGAUGUACGAGGGAGCCCUGUACGAUCCCCUCGAUGGACGCAGGGUGGCCAGCGUACAGGGCCUAGAGCUGGUCCGCCCGCUCGAGGACACRGCCAACCUGGCUAUAGAGUCGGUCCUGAGCCACCCGAACGCUACCUACCAGGACGCCAGGACCCUCUGGUCGCAAAAGAUCUUUUGCUACACCAAACCCACCACCACCGAGGAUAGCGAAAUGAUCMAGAAGGGAAACCAACGGGAAAGUCUCUUGCGCAGCGUUCGWGUUCGGCCCCGUUCUCCACGGAAGGAGGUCCCCAUGGACCAAGCCGUUGCGGUAUACGAGACGGCGACAACCUUUGUCUCCCGUAGCUCCGAAGCCGGUGAUGCCGACGACGAUGSCGAGCUCCUGGUCCACUCCGAGUGGCCAAACGGCCAGACGAUCUGGGGUUCGGCCUCGAAGGGUGCGAGCAACCCCUCCGGGAGCAUGGAGUACACCGUCUUUGCGAAGCUGAGGAACAGGCACAGCCCGCUGUACGCUCCAAACCUGGUCCCAGAYGAGGACGUCGAAAAGUCUCGGACCAGGGACGGAGAAACGAUCGUGUCUCCGAAACGGGCCGCGCUGGUCCAGUUUGGGUCCUCCGACAAGACGAUGGAAUCCAAGCACAAAUACGGGGCCCGGGAAACCUAUUCGUACCGAAACAUUGCCACCCCCGCCCCCGAUACCGGCCGCAACCGGUGGCCGUCCUUUCCCUGGAACCGCCCCGGGGGGAACGAGCACAAGGAUGGGCGGGCGCCCGCAACGAGCGUCCGCUACUCGCGGUACGGGGAGGGCCCCCCGUUCUACGCACCGGGACGAAUGUGCAUGCUCGAGCUCGAGGGCCGGCCGAUACGGGACCUCCGCGAGGCCACCCCCCUGCUCCGGGGCCUGCUGAAAGAGGGGGGUGGGCCCGUCGCCAACUUUCACUACCGGAGCGACACCGGCGGGGGGGCCGAUGCCGCGGGAGGCGGCGAUAGAAACGGCAAGCAACCACCGAAGAAGGCGGGUGGAUCGAUGCCAGCCGAAACGGCCCCGAGCAUCCAGACGGCCUGGAACCGCACGGGAAAGAGCGGCAAAUACGGUGCCAAGCGAAACGGYCCGAGGCGGUCCGUGGGUGCGGGAAAGCUCCUGCUGCGGCUCGAAGCGCCGGAGGACGGUUGCGACGGUUUCGGUGCUUCCCCCUCGACGGGGGGGAGGAGCCUCCGAGCGUGGACCARGCGGGGGAUGCAACGGGCCGAGGGGGUCUGGGACCGCCUCAAGGCGGCCACCUCGAUGGAAGAAAAGUCCUAGGGCGCGGUGAGACGAAAGSCCAKGUCRAUGAGCAAMAAGAAACAAGAUGGGCGUUG